This is a messenger RNA of Phacochoerus africanus (Common warthog), 1687 nucleotides long. RefSeq names its product dual specificity phosphatase 9 (gene DUSP9). Lineage: Eukaryota; Metazoa; Chordata; Mammalia; Artiodactyla; Suidae. The transcript is spliced from 4 exons. Gene Ontology annotation, biological process: negative regulation of MAPK cascade; protein dephosphorylation. The record is from RefSeq and is a predicted model, not a curated record. Gene Ontology annotation, molecular function: MAP kinase tyrosine/serine/threonine phosphatase activity; protein tyrosine/threonine phosphatase activity. Gene Ontology annotation, cellular component: cytoplasm; cytosol. The coding region runs from base 201 to 1418 and encodes 405 amino acids.
UCCACGUCCAAAGGCAGCGGCUUCCAAGGUGGAAGCUGGGUCCUGCUGCCAGGAAGCGGCCAGUGCGCCGGCGGUGGUGGACUCGGCCUCCACGUGCGCGCCUGCUCCGCCGGCCCGCCCUCUUCCCAGUGGCCGGGCCCGAGGACACCCUGCCCGGGGCCAGUGCCCCACAUCCUGCGGUGGCCGUGGCUGGGACGUCCAUGCACGGCCGCUCGCCGCCGGAUCACGCUCCAGCUCCUGAGACCCGAUCUGCCGGGAGCCGGGAGCCCAUGGAGGGUCUGGGCCGCUCCUGCCUGUGGCUGCGCCGGGAGCUGUCGCCCCCGCGGCCGCGGCUGCUGCUCCUGGACUGCCGCAGCCGGGAGCUGUACGAGUCGGCGCGCAUCGGCGGGGCGCUGAGCGUGGCCUUGCCCGCGCUGCUCCUGCGCCGCCUGCGGCGGGGGAGCCUGUCGGUUCGCUCGCUGCUGCCCGGGCCCCCGCUGCAGCCGCCCCCGCCCGCCCCAGUGCUCCUGUACGACCAGGGCGGGGGCCGGCACAGGCGCGGGGAGGCAGAGGCCGAAGCCGAGGAAUGGGAGGCCGAGUCAGUGCUGGGGACCCUGCUCCAGAAGCUGCGAGAAGAAGGCUACCUGGCGUACUACCUGCAGGGUGGCUUCAGCAGAUUCCAGGCCGAGUGCCCUCACCUGUGUGAGACCAGCCUCAACAGCCGUGGGGGCCCCAGCGCAGCCCCGGUGCCCAGCCCCGUGGUGGGGCUGGGUGGCCUGUGUCUGGGCUCCGACUGCUCCGAUGGGGAAUCUGAGCCCGACCGCGACUCCAUGAGCUGCGGCCUGGAUUCGGAGGGCGCCACGCCCCCCCCAGCAGGGCUGCUGCCGUCCUUCCCCGUCCAGAUCCUGCCCAACCUGUACCUGGGCAGUGCCCGGGAUUCAGCCAAUGUGGAGAGCUUGGCCAAGCUCGGCAUCCGCUACAUCCUCAACGUCACCCCCAACCUCCCGAACCUCUUCGAGAAGAACGGUGACUUUCACUACAAGCAGAUCCCCAUCUCGGACCACUGGAGCCAGAACCUGUCCCAGUUCUUUCCUGAGGCCAUCGCCUUCAUCGACGAGGCCUUGUCCCAGAACUGCGGGGUGCUUGUUCACUGCCUGGCGGGCGUCAGCCGCUCCGUCACCGUCACCGUGGCCUACCUCAUGCAGAAGCUCCACCUCUCACUCAACGACGCCUACGACCUGGUCAAGCGCAAGAAGUCCAACAUCUCGCCCAACUUCAACUUCAUGGGGCAGCUGCUGGACUUCGAGCGCAGCCUGCGGCUGGAGGAGCGGCGCGCCCGGGCGCGGGGCAGCGGGGGGCAGGAGUCGGCGGCGUCCGACCCGCCCUCCUUCUUCACCACCCCUACCAGCGACGGCGUCUUCGAGCUGGACGCCACCUAGGGCGCCGCCCCCCCCCCGGGCCGCCCCCCACCCCAGCGGGGGCUCCGAGCCACCCGCGCGCUGGGGAGGGGGCAGGAGGGGGCGCUGCCUGGGGGGGUGGGGGUGGGGGGAGCGCAAUACCUCAUGGGGGGGCCGUGGGACGAGGCAGGAGCGGGAGCCCCUCAAGGCUGGUCGUGGGGAGAGAAACACCCUAUUAAACGUGCCUAUGCGCCGGGCCUGGGGCCGCCGGCCCGACCCGCGCCGCUUUUGGGCGGAACCCCGCUCCGGAA